AUUUUGUGUUGCUCUCAAAACAGUCCCUCGUGUGCCAUUAACUGUUCAGCGCACAACUGGAAUAUUUGGUUUUCUUUUAGAAAAUGAGUAAAAUAGACAAUUUAUGACAUUCAUGUGUGUAUGUGUGCAGAAUAAUAUCUAGCUAAAUGUCGGGUACCGUAGAGGAGUGGCAGGUUGUUCGGCGGGGAAAAGGUGCACCGAGAAAAUUUAAAUCUCACCAACAAAUCCCUUCUGCUUCCGCUUGUCUUCAGGAACAGCUGGAUGUUGAGAAACUUGUCAGACGGAUCAGAGACACGGUGUAAGAAAUUAAGCUCAACCUUAACCUAAAGAAAACCCUACAGACUAUUAAAUCAGACCUACCCAGAGGUCAGUUAUUAAGACCAGACCUCUAACCCCGCUUUUAUUUUGUCUCCAUUAGGUCUCAGCUGAGAGUUGAAGAGCUGUGGCAACAAUGGAAAAGUAACUAUGGUUCACAUCUAAAUAUUUACAGUACCUUACAAGAGUAUUCAAGAGUAUCCACUCGAGUCUUUUUUCACAGUUUGUCACAUAUAACAACAAACCUUGGGGGACUUUAUGUAACCAGCACUAAUGAACUGUGGGGAAAAUACAUUUAUAGAUAAAUACAAAAAAGUAUUCUCACUAUUAAAUGCACAUUAUGCAAAAUCCACUUUUUUAGUCCUUAAAUCUGUUUUGUUGCAUACUUGGGAGUCUCUAAGUGCAGAAGAUUUUAUUGUAGUCUGUCUAGGAGCAGCGUAGAUAUCAUUAUAUUCUGUUUAGGUCAUAUUUUUUGAGUCGUUCAGUUUCCUCUUAUGUUUUUUUGAACAAUUAUGUCACAGUAUUUGCUACGGAGCUGCUUCAAGGUCACGCACUUCCGGCUAACCAGUUUUGCCAAUGUUGCAACAGACUUGCUGGAGCUAGUCUGUAGAAACACAACACACAAUAUUUAGCUGUAAUAGUGCCGAAAGUUGGUUUUGCAAAGUAGUUUGACUCAGGGGGAUGAAUGCCCCAUGUACUUUUAAAAUUUUCCUUUAACAAUUAUGCACUCCAUUUUAUUUAUCUACCACAUGAACCUGAUAAAAUUGGAACAAAUAAUUCUGCGAGGCACUGUAGCAUAGUUCUUUAGGGAUUUUGCUUGCAGCUUGGUGAUAAUCCUGUCUUUAGAUCAGCUUCUGUCGGCAAUGUCAACGUCCGUAUCAGAGUCUUCAGACAGCGUGGUGGCUGAGGGCCAGCAGGACAAGGACACAGAGGGGACGGUACGCCAGCAUCUGGAGUGUGUGUGUUAUGGCCUUGGCUCCUUUUCUUCUUGUGCCUCAGCCCGCUACCAGCUGGCCAUGUUGCUGCUGCUCCUGGAUGCAGGACAGAUUCCUGUAAAGGAUUGCUCUGUUUAUGAUCCUGCAUUCUCGCCCGCAGAAAGGGACGUUUUGAGAGGGCUGGGUUUGAGUGUACUCACAGAAAACGAGGAGGGGAAGCGUCUGGCCACUAAGCCCACCCUCUUUUAUCUAAUGCACUGUGGAAAAGCCCUAUACAACAACCUGCUGUGGAAGAACUGGAACCCGCGCCACUUGUCUCUGGUUACGAUCAUCGGAAACUGCUUCAGCGGCAUCAGGGAGAGGACCAUCGAGAGGGAACUGAGGCGGAAUUACAGCUACAUCAGCAAAGCUGUGGAUUUGUGUGAGGAGAGACUGUUGCCUUGUCCCUCCCAUCUGAUUGACGUCUUCAGUGAUACGGCACUUAUCACUUUUCCUUCAGACCGACUAAACCAACUCCCACAGUCUAGUUGGACGGACUCACCUGAACCACAAUACCAACAUUGCUCAGAUUUAGAGAUUAUACUUAAACAAAAAUCCAUCUCGGGCUCUCCAGAGACAACAACGGAUGCAUUUUCACACCUAACAUCAAUGUAACCUUUUUAAAUAAAUGUUCUGUCCUACAGACCAGAA
Messenger RNA from Fundulus heteroclitus (mummichog), 1940 nucleotides. It is a transcript of the gene srrd, whose product is annotated as SRR1 domain containing. NCBI's taxonomy places the organism in Eukaryota, Metazoa, Chordata, Actinopteri, Cyprinodontiformes, Fundulidae. Gene Ontology annotation, cellular component: nucleus; cytoplasm. Gene Ontology annotation, biological process: microtubule-based process. The record is from RefSeq and is a predicted model, not a curated record.